Messenger RNA from Lepisosteus oculatus (spotted gar), 2391 nucleotides. RefSeq names its product prostaglandin E synthase (gene ptges). Gene Ontology annotation, molecular function: prostaglandin-E synthase activity. The record is from RefSeq and is a predicted model, not a curated record. Gene Ontology annotation, biological process: prostaglandin biosynthetic process. Lineage: Eukaryota; Metazoa; Chordata; Actinopteri; Semionotiformes; Lepisosteidae. Gene Ontology annotation, cellular component: membrane.
UGGUAAUGGAGGUAAUUUGACCAGCGGUAUAGCAGUAGACUUGAACGGAAAGUCAAUUUCCUCCGCACCCUCAAGGGUUAAGAAACGAAAAUGCAGAGAAAGCUGCAAUUAUUUUUUUUUUUUUGGGAAGGUCGCAGAAGUGGUUAUUAGGUCGUGCGUUUAGCCGUGAAAGUUUAAAACAACCAACAGAGCAGGGAAAGCGUCACUGAUAACUUGCAGACACCGAGGCAAGCAUGCUGGAAAACGUAGUGUUUGCAUCAUUUGUGUUUUACAGCACACUUCUGAUCCUCAAAAUGUUUGCCAUUGCUGUUAUCACAGGACAAGUACGACUCCGUAAAAAGGCGUUUGCUAAUCCCGAAGAUGCACUGCGACAUGGAGGAAUCCAGUACUUCAGAGAGGACCCAGACGUGGAAAGAUGCAGAAGGGCUCACCGCAACGACAUGGAGAAUAUUUUCCCCUUCCUGUUUCUGGGAGCCGUUUACUCCAUGACAGAACCAACCUUGCUUGUAGCCCGAAUUCACUUUCAGGUUUUCUUUGUAGGCCGGCUAGUCCACACUGUCGCCUAUUUGUGUGCCCUGAAAGCUCCUACACGUUCCCUGGCCUACACUGUUGCACAAGUUCCCUGUGUCUCCAUGGCUGUCCAGAUCCUCAUUGCUGUGGCCGCUUAUUGGUGAAUUAUUGGUCAUGUCCGAGAGUGUUAGUUUCAUACAAGUUGGUGAAUGUGAUUUUUUUCUUUAAUCUUUUGAAAUUCUUUAACCAUAAUACCAAGUUUUUGUCAGUGCAGUCCAGUAUUUCUAAGUGCUUAAAAUCAACAGAAAAUCCACUUUGUCAGAGAUGGAUUUGCAAGCUUUAGGAAUUAUUUAAGCAAAGGUGUUUGUUAAUUUUUUUUGUGUUCAUUGAGGCAUCGUCAUUUCACAAAUGAGCUUCAUAAAAUAUAUUUUCUCCCAGCGGUCCAUGUCUACCUAACCAUAGGAAAAAAAUCGAUAAUUGAAUUGCAAGAAGAAAAAAGGUAUCUCAUGGUAGCAGGUGCUGUCCCUUACCUGCAAAAGAGAAGAACUGUGCUUACACUUUUCCUUGGACCCUUUUUCUUCGACCCUGUUUGAGCAGAUAAUAUGCAUUUCGUCCUUUUUCUCGUUAAACAAACACUAAAGAACUGUGAACAAAUAUUUCUUUACCUAAUCAUUGCCUUGACAAGUUUCUUACUCUGUUCUGUAUCUCUCUUAUCAGAUGAAAGCCUCUUGUUGAGAAGUAAAUACUUGAAGGGUCCGGUGCAUCUGCAGUGGAUGUUUCUGCAUAGCUGUGAAAUAAGAUGUUGGAUGUAAGGCAGGCACAUGACAAGACCAUUUUAAUCAUUAGAUGGCAUUUUGCUGCACAAUUAAGUCUGUUUCAAGGGAUGGCAUGAAAAAUUUACUACAGUUCUUGAAGUUAUGAAAAAAUAACUUGGCCAUUGCCACAUAGCAGAACCAUCUUAACCGAGUGUAUGAAUGGAUGUUCAUUUGAGCUUGGUCUGCCAGGUAAGGAAUUUAAAGAAUCUACUGUAUCUGGUUUAACUAUUUGAUAUUGGCAUGUAUUGUGAUAGCAAUUAAUGUUUAUUUUGCUAAAUGUUUAUAUAAUGCACAAAACAUGGUUAAGUGUUUAUACAGGCACACUUAAAUUUACAAAUUCAGUGAGAUCUUCGGUGCCAGAAACGUUCUUCAAACUGUGCUCUUGUGUUAUACUAUAAAAUGUAUAAUUAGGACUUGAAUGUUUGUGCUCAUCAUGUCCUACUUUUGCUGGAAAUUCCUCAUUUGCAAAACAACAGCUUAAGUCACCAUUAGACGGCACUUUUUCCAGUUGAAAGCAAAUUGUUCUCAUGUCCGUUUUGCAUUGAGGUAAAGGGAAAAUGGUUAAAUUAAUCCCACUUGGUCACUGUGAGUGACGUCCUGUGGGAAAGAUGUCUUACCUUCAUCUUUAAGGAUUGCCACAAGUGUGAACUGAGCGUUAAACACUGCACUGUUUCAAGAUGGAAAAUGGAUACAUUCCAUAUUCGUCAAAGCACAGUACUUUGAGUGUAUGUAAAAUGAUGGUGAUGUAGAAACAUUAAAAGCCUGUAACUUGCUCACCAAAUUUAAUGAAUGUAUUUGAACUAAUUAAAAUCACUGCAGCACCAAGUUUACAUCUUUCAUACAUGCUAGUUGAGAGGCGUCAAUAAUGGAAAGCACUCUCCAGACAACUGCUACACUGUUCAUCUGCACUGCCUAUGAAACAUUGUAUUAUGUCAAAGGAUUUACCACUUUGUUGUUAUUUUCGUAGUUCUUUUUUGGAAUUGUAACCUUUUUUGUAUCUGCACGAAAAUUAUAUGGAUAAAUGUUUUGUCUGUAAGUCAAUAAAACCAAAGUAUCAAAAUGCAGA